Ostrinia nubilalis (European corn borer) is the source of this 2092-nucleotide messenger RNA. RefSeq names its product cilia- and flagella-associated protein 61-like. The record is from RefSeq and is a predicted model, not a curated record. The coding region runs from base 224 to 2092 and encodes 622 amino acids. The transcript is spliced from 15 exons. Lineage: Eukaryota; Metazoa; Arthropoda; Insecta; Lepidoptera; Crambidae.
GCAUCGUCAUUCAGAUGACUUCAGCGAUAAAAUAUACAACGAGUCUCCGAACCAGUCUCAGUGCACUUCCUACUCGGUCACCGAUCUCUUGGAGGAGGACCCGUUUGACUACGACAUUGUCAACAUUGAUAAUGACUUACUGACCAUCCCUGAAGCGCUGUCCUGUGAGCAGUUAACCCCAGGCGCUCAGUCUUGGAGGCAAUCAAAGCUGUCCGAAAUCAAGAUGAGAACGAGAAGUCGGGGCUCCAUAAACUAUAACCCGAAACAGAAAGAAGAAGUAGAGACUGUUGUUUACCAUGGAGAGCCCAACGCUUUUAUAAUCGAGCUGUUCGGUUUCUAUGAAGACAUCCAUGACAGACAUGCCUUUGAUUUGUUGGAGGCGGCAUUUGAGAUAAUGAAGAACUACGAUUAUUGCUUAAUUAGAGUUCCUUGUAAAGACAAGACGUUCCCCUUGCUUCAACAUUUCUGUUAUGUUCCAACUAGACCAAAGAUUUGUAGCAAGUAUGCGCUUUAUGUGGCACACAGAUCUUCAGUCCUUGGGAAAUUACGAGUGCGUCCAGCUGAGGUGGUAGAUGUGCCUCAGAUAUCCCAAAUGCUUCAAAACCUGGAGGGCAAGGAAACUAUAUGGACCAUAGAGAACAGUAUACUGAGCAACGACAAUCACUCUGCGUUUGUCUUUCUUAGCGGAUUUGCUAUAGUCGGCGUGGGUAUUUUGGAAUCACCCGAGCAAAUCGACUUCAUCCGAGUGAAAUUCAACCUAGACUUGUACCACAACCACAAAUACCACUUCAGGGGCCAAGGCACGUCUGCCGGCUUCACGACCCUGAAGACUGUUAUAGCGUACCCGGCGUUUGAGGUGCACUAUCGAUACUUUGCGAGGGAGAUGAUGCGCAUGACUGGUACUAAUUCGAUGCUGUGGCUUACUGCGUAUAGAAAUAAGUGGGUUGGUCAUAAAGCUAACUCCUUGGUGUCUGCUAUGAUACCUCUGAUUCCGAGAAAAUCGGAAAUUGACUGUGUCGAGAUUCCUGAACUAAAGAAAAUUUCCAACCUGGCGCAAAAAAUAACAGCUUUCACUACCUGGUUUCUGGGUAAGAACAUGACGACAAUACCAAAGGUAGACAUCAACGUCAGAAUUCUGGUGGUCGGCGCUUCUAGGACUACCAUGUCUUUCCUGGACACAUUAUUAUUCAGUGAUGCUUCAUCCUACCUAAACUUCACGAACGUGACCCUCAUAUCGCCGAACGGGCUGCCCUACGUAAGACAAGCGAAGCCAGCUGCCGAGAUGAUGUUCCCUCGGUAUCGCACCACCGCCGACAAGUUUCUGAAGAGCGUGCCGUAUACUUACUAUGUUAAUGUCGUGCAGGGAACUAUGACGGAGAUUAACAAGAAAGAGCAUUAUGUAACCCUCUCUAAUGGCAGUGUGUACUUCUACGACCUCUUAUUCCUGCUACUGGGCAAGCAAUAUCAACAUCCGAACUAUUUACGAGAGCUGUAUGAGAGAGAAACUGAAGCGGAGGAGUGUAAAUACACUCGUCUGGACGUUCCACGACUCUACCAGGAGUCUGACAUCGACUUAUCCACAGAGUAUCUGCCAGAUAACGUCUUCAUCAUCAAUAACAUAUCCGAAGCAAAUAGAGCCCUCAAAUAUGUCAAGAACUUCUUCUGGCAGGACUUUAACUACAAAAUCCUGGUGUAUGGUGCAUCAAUACACGCGUAUUGCUGUUUAGCGGCCUUACUGGACUUCCAAGUUCCGCCAGAAAAUAUCGUGUUUAUAGAGCCAUUUCCAUAUGAAAACGGGAAGACGAGGGUGCCGGUGUUUUGUAAUGAAAACGUGGACGAAUCAGUCAAAGAAGUGCUCAAUAAUCUGAACAUCACGGUCUACCGUUCAUACUACUUCCAAUCCUGGACCGUGGAUGGGUACAAUAUGGUGACCCAUGUGGACUUCUUAUCGCACUUCCAGAUGGUCAAGCUGGAGUGUACCGUGUUAUUUUACUAUGGGAAGACUGGUGUUAGCACACAAGCUUUGAAUGGAAUCGAACCCGGCACCUCUGGGUUCACCACUAGACCACAGAGGCGGUUAUACUCAUCGUAA